Malus domestica (apple) is the source of this 2350-nucleotide messenger RNA. RefSeq names its product WPP domain-interacting protein 2-like. The record is from RefSeq and is a predicted model, not a curated record. Lineage: Eukaryota; Viridiplantae; Streptophyta; Magnoliopsida; Rosales; Rosaceae.
GUUAAUUAAUAAUUAGCCGAAUUAAUUUUCCUAAUUAAAAUUUUCUUAACUAGGUUUUCAUCGCUUUAAAAUCGCAAUUCCGAUAACACUUUAGGGUUUUCAAUGCCCUUCGAAUUUAUCGUCCCCCUGCGUCUUCUUCUGGGCUUCUUCAGGCAGUUAUUCUAACGAUUUUGGGACAUGGGUUGGAAUUGUAGUUGUUGUUCUUGAUCUGAUUGAAGGGGUGAGGGAAGAACCUAACUUUUUCUAUGUUAUGGAUUUGGAAAAUGAAUCUGUGGAAGAUAUUGUAGUAAACCCACGAACAGUUUCCAAUUCUGCUGCUGCUGAUGGCGAUGGCGACAGUAGUAGUUCGAUUAGGAACAAUGGGUCAUGUGGUAGUGAGAUUGGAAAUGCAGGAGAGAGUAGAGAUAAUGAUGGUGGCACUGAACAAUUAGUGAAUUCGAGUCCGCUGGCAGCCAAAUCUCCCGGUGGGGGGUCACCUCCAACCGUCAAAGGGCGCGGCUUAAGGAAGUGGAGAAGAAUUAAGAGAAAUUUUGCCAAGGGUGAUAAGGACAAUGCAGUUGAUGAUUCUAGUAAAGUUUUGAAGCGGGGUUUGUCCGGUAAUGGAAGCCCAGUUAAGUCGAAGAAUUCACCCAUUGAGAUCAGACAUAAUACUAGGGAAGGUUCUGUUGGAUCCGUGAAUAUGUUAAGAAAUGUGGGAGUUGUCGAUGGCUUUGCCAUUCCUGGUUCAAGUUCGGAUUCUAGAUUUUCUGUUGGUACUGCAUUUGCUGCUGGUGCAGAUUCUGAGAACAGUGAGGAUCGGAGUAGCAAGUCUUCGACCGCUGCCAGUGUUCCAAAGCCCAAGUUUGAGCUGCCUGCAGCAUUUGUGCAUGCGCGGGAUAAGAGCAAGAUGAAGAGUACUAGCGGGAAGAGUGUGAGUAAUUCAGCUCAAAGGGCUCAACAGGGAAAGACACAAGUCGAAAGUAGUAAGAAGCAUAGAGGAGACAGGGGCACAAUCGAGAUGGAAAACUCUUAUUCAAGCAUGGAAUCUGACUCAAGAAGCUCCAACUUUGUCUUUAUGCAGAGUCCGAUUUUGACUAGUAAUGGGAAGCAAAGUGGAAGGUCAAUGAGUCAUGAUGGAGAAAACAGUGAUGAAGUUCAUGCAAGUGAACCACAUCCAACAGACUUGCCGUGGAUGGCUAAUGGAGGAACAAAUAAGAAUCAUAGGUCCUUGACAGAUCAAGAUCCACUGGUCGAGUCUAUCCUUAAUCUCCAUUCUGUACAAGAAGCACUUGCUAAAGAGGUUCAGAAAUUUGGGGAGAUUGGGAAGGAAAUUUUGUCAACGGAUUCUAAUGGUGGUGGUAUACCUGCCGAUAUCUAUUCAAGUGAUCUGGGAAUUAAUGAAUCUAACUUAUCUGACUAUUUGGGUUCUGAUAAGAUUGGACAAACUUCUUCGAAUUCCUUGGAAUCUCAGGUCUUGAGUUUGAAACAAAAUGUGAAGCUUUUGGAAAGCACACUGGAUGAGACAAGAGCUAUACUGGAAUUGAAGGAAUCCAGGGUUGCUGAACUCGAAGAUAUGAUUAACAUUAGCAAGUCUGCAAAAGAAGAUUCAGGUAGUACCGUAGGUCUAGAGGAGGAAAAAAGUCGAGAGCUAGAAACUGAACUUGACGGUGUGUUUAGGCAAAUGAUUGAAGCCCAGGUCGAGUUUAUUGCUAUUAAAAGUUCCACACAGAGGUUGAAGUUUGCUGCAGGUGGCCAAAUCGCACUGCUUGAUGAGCAAGAAGCAGUAGUUGGAGAACAAGAACAGAUGCUGAACAAGCUUGGGGAAGUAGAAAUUAGGGCCACAAAGCUAAAGGAACGAACAGAGGAGUUGGGAAAAUUAUCCGGAGAUAUUUUAGAGACCGAAGAGGUCUUCACCAUCCAGAAGAGAUUUUGUAAGAUUACUUCAUGUCUUUUUAUUCAGUUGAUAUUGCUGGGCUUGGCGAUCUUGGUUUUUUUCUCGCAGUCGUCCCAUCAAGGGGUGGCAGUACCCACCUGAGUCCGGGAGUAGCAACGCCAUUUUGUUUUUGUGUAUUCUCAACCUCCUUAGGCAAAUAUUGGAAGCUUAAGUUUGAUCUUUUGUCAUGUAGAACCUUUUUUUUUUCUCUCUGUUUUCGUUUUUUUGUAACAUUGUUGUAAUUUUUGCUUUCAUAGGAACAGAAGCAUCUCAAAAUGAUUGCUCAUAGCGUACUAUACUUUUCCAUGACUGUAAUUUUUGCGUGUUCGAUUUGGUUUGGCGGAUAGUUUUAUGAGUCGAAACUUAAGGACAUCGAGUCACUUGUAAUGGAUGUACCUUGACGAUGUUUAAGACGUAAUUAAGGUUUUCUCGCACAUA